Acanthoscelides obtectus is the source of this 925-nucleotide messenger RNA. The record is from the annotation of a GenBank genome assembly. Lineage: Eukaryota; Metazoa; Arthropoda; Insecta; Coleoptera; Chrysomelidae.
UGUCACGCAAAUGUCAUCUGAUACAGAACUGUCAUAACACGAUGACCUAUUUCGAAUCUUGAACACCAAAUUACUUAUCCUGCAAUGUCUUACUGGGACUAUUGGGAAAGGGGUCCUCAAACAUGGUCCGAUAAAUAUCCUGCUGCUAAAGGCAAGCGUCAGAGCCCCAUAGAUAUACCGUCAAGUCUCGCCAAGGAGACCUUUACAAAAGAGAUUGAAUUCAAAUACCAUCUGGACAAGGUUAACCAGGUUAUCGAAAAUGUGGGAUAUUCCUGGAAAUUGUGCCUAGUAGGAGGUCGAGAACAUUUACAAAUGUGGGGUUAGUACGGUGGACCUUUGACCUCUCAAUACACUCUGGACCACAUCCAUUGCCACUGGGGCGAUAACACCGAGUCAACGAACGGAUCAGAACAUGCCGUUGAUGGAAAAAAAUACGACGCCGAAAUCCAUUUUUCCCACAUCAGCAACAAAUUCCGCAAGUUAUCAAAAGCGAUGGACGCUAAAGACGGCGUUUGCGUUGUGGCUGUCUUCCUGAAAGUUGGUAAGAAGGAAAAUCCUGAAAUAGCGAAAAUAAUAGCCGGAUUGAAGCAUUGCACGUUUAAAGGCAAACGGCACACGAUGGACAAUAAAGUUGAUAUUCUAAAGCUGAUACCUACGAGCAGUGAUUACUACUUUUACUAUGGAUCACUUGCUAGACCUCCUUGUAUAGAAUGCACGGUGUGGAUCGUGUACCAGGACCCCAUUGAGAUAUCUCAUGGACAGUUAGAUGCUUUCAAUGAGCUGCAGAAUCAUCGACCGCACCAUGAAGGAGUCAAAAUUUGCAACAAUUAUAGGCCGCUGUGUCCUGUCGGGAGUAGGAAAAUUCUGUUUGUUAAGGUUCCUAAAAAAGGAUGUGCAUGUUAAACAAUAAAGUCAGACAGUAUGA